UAAUUAAGUUAGAUUUUUUUGUAAUUGCAAUUUUAUGGAACACGAUGGAACAUAACGUCAUUUCCCAGAAUGCUGUACUUUAACAAAGUAUUUAAAAUGGUUGCAAAACAGUUUUCCAAAGUAACUUUCAAUGUAUGUAAGAUUGUUUCUGUUGUGUGACUGUGGAAUUUCCUUGAGUUGAAUUGUCAUGAAUUCAUGAAUUGAAGACAAUUCUGAAAUCCUGAAUUUUUAUAUGCACAUUUUUAUAUGCAAACAACAUUGUCAACUCAACACACAUCAUGUUUGCUUAUGUUGGUUGAUUAAAAUAAUACUCUGAACCAUUAUGCAUAAGUUUUAUUCUUAUCCAAACAAUUUUGUGGUCACUGUGGACCGACUGACAGUCUACUGCUGUUGAGUUUGUGUUGCAAAUCUUUCCUGGCUCCUCCUCCAUGUUUUAGACCAAAUAAUUUCCUGGCCUGAUAUCUUAUCUGUUCAGUUUGAAGACUCAGUACAGCUGUGUGUAAAUCUCUUUUACUAUGGCUUUAGUGGAAACACUUCUCCUGAAUGUCUCCAGCACAGGAGCUUUACUCGCUGGUCUUCUGCUGCUUUUGGUUAUUUAUUUCUGCUUCAGGUCUCCAGAAGAUGACCAAGAACCUCCAGGACCCAAACCACUGCCACUCGUGGGAAACCUGCACAUUCUGGACCUUAAACAACUUCAUGUGAGCCUCUUGAAUUUAUCCAAGAAAUAUGGGUCAGUGUUCAAAGUUCAUCUUGGACCCAAAAAGAUUUUGGUUUUGGCCGGAUACAAGACGGUUAAACAAGCACUGGUGAACCAGGCUGACGAAUUCGGCGAAAGAGACAUAACACCCAUAUUCCAAGACAUCAAUAACUUACAUGGAAUCAAGUUAACAAAUGGUGAUAGGUGGAAAACCCUGAGAAAAUUUGCUCUCUCAACUCUUCGAGACUUUGGGAUGGGAAAGAAACUGAGCGAAGAGAAAAUUAUUCAGGAAACGCGAUAUCUGCGGGAAGUUUUUGAGACCUCCCAAGGAAAUCCUUUUGAUACAACCCAGCCAGUACAUUAUGCCGUUUCUAACAUCAUCUCAGCUAUUGUUUUUGGAAAUCGGUUCGAAUAUGAGGACCCAAAGUUUAACAAAAUGGUUGACAGUGUAAACCAGUUAAUCCUCAUGUUGGGCUCUGCUUCCAUACAGAUCUACAACGUGUUUCCAGUGCUUAGGCCGUUGCUGAAGACCUGGAGACUGCUAGUGGAAAGUGGGGAGAAAUACCAUGCUGAAAUACAGGUGCAAGUGGAUCGCUUGCGGGAGACUUUAAACCCUUUUGACUGCAGAGGAUUAGUCGAUGCCUUCCUCAUCCAAAAACAAAGCUCAGAGAAAUCUGGAGAAAAAGAUUCGCAAUUUAACGAUUUGAACCUGCUCAUGAUUUUGUCCAACCUGUUGGCUGGCGGCACUAUCACCACCGGCACAACGCUACGCUGGUGUUUACUGCUCAUGGCCAAAUAUCCUCACAUACAAGAUCGCGUUCAUGAGGAAAUUGACAGGGUGCUUGGCGGACGUGAACCGGUUACAGAGGACAGGAAGAAUUUACCUUACACAGACGCUGUGAUCCAUGAAAUCCAGAGAAUGGCGAAUGUAUUGCCCAUGAGUCUGCCCCAUAUGACCAGCUGUGAUGUGAACUUCAAUGGAUAUCUCAUCAAGAAGGGUACGUGUGUUCUGCCACUGCUGACGUCUGUUUUGAGAGAUGAGAGCGAGUGGGAGACGCCCGACACUUUUAACCCUGAACACUUCCUCAAUGAGAACGGUCAGCUGAUCAAACGUGAUGCCUUCAUGCCAUUCUCUGCAGGUCGCAGGAUUUGUUUAGGGGAGGGUUUGGCCAGGAUGGAGCUCUUUCUGUUCUUCACUUCUCUUCUUCAGUCUUUUCACUUCACUCCUCCACCUGGAGUCUCUGAAGAUGAAUUGGAUCUCACACCAGUUGUGGGUCUCGUUGUUCCCCCUUCACCACACAAACUGUGUGCAGUCAGUAGGGCAGAAAAACACAACCUCAAGUUAUAAAUAAAAUAGCAGAGUAACUAAAUCAGUAUAUACCUGAUGAUUGUAAAACAUAAAGACUCUUACAGUGGGGUCCAGUGACUUCUUUUUUAGCCCGUCUGUAUUUAGCCCGUCAUUAGCUUGCUGCCGACACUUCAAAUGGGUUUAUGAUAAAAGAGACGCUCAGGUUUGCCAGAUACGCAUUCAAUUUCAGAGUAAUCAGAGUUUAGUGUUAAGUUAGUGUCUUGCAAGUAUUUUGUAAACAUGAGUGUCUCUUUCUCAUAAACCCUUUCGACGUUUGUGCAGCAGGGACGUAUUAAGACAAGAAACACAAUCUACAUAAUUUGAAAUUGCACCAAUCGGAAGAGAAGUCACCAGCUACCACUGGACACUUAUAUCACAUUAUUAUUAAUUCAUUAUAAGACUCUUAGACUAUUAUAUUAUCUCAUUAGCUUUUACAUGAUACAUGUACAUUCCCCGUCUAAACAAAUUCAAUUGUAUUUCAAGUUGGUGUAAAAAUGUAUAUGCUGUAUAAAUAUAUGCAGAUCAAUUAUGCAUUUGGUUUUUAAGGUAAAAAACCUCUUUGGUGUUGCUUUAAUGAUUAAUGGUAAAACUUGGCUUGCUGUUGUCGAAAUUGCAGCUGGACGUGGAGGCCUGAAGGCUGCCUUAUAUACGCCCAUGAUGAUGAUGACUGACAGGCCUGAAUGUUUAGGCUCCUCCCAAACCUAAGUUUAGAACUACAUGUGGUGCAAAAAUCAUGGUAUUGGGAUGUUUUUAUACUACCGUGUUGGGCCUAUUUAUCGUAUACAAGGGACCAUGGAUCAGUUUGAAUACAUCAGAAUACUUGAAGAGAUUAUGUUGCUCUUUGCCGAAGAGGAAAUGCCCCUUAGAUGGGUGUUUCAACAAGACAACAACCCCAAACACACAAACAAGAUGCAAAAUCUUGGUUCCAGACAAAAAGGAUUGAGGUUAUGGAGUGGCCAGCUCAAUCCCCUGAUUUCUAACCCAUUAAAAACUUGUGGGGUGACAUUUUUCUGACGCAAAACCUAAAAAUUGACAGGAACUGUGGAUCCUGGGUUGAAAUACCUGUUUCUGGGUGCCAGAAGUUGGUUGACUUGAUUUGACACAGAUGUGCAGCAGUUCUUAACAACAAUGGUUAUGCAACUAAAUAUUAAUAAUUCAAUAGUUUAAAGUGAAGUUAGAUCUUAAGAAAUGUAUUCAGUUUUAAGUGUCUACAGAAAAAAUGCUAUUUUUUGAACAGCUUACUAUAAAUUUUCUUUGCUUCCCUUUUAAAGAACAAGACAGACUUGUAAAUUAUGUUAUUGCUUUGAUUUGUAAUGGAAUGUGUAAUUUUUUCAAAAAAAAAUUGAAAUAUGGAAAUAAAAUGUUUUUUUUUUUUAAUAAAAUGUUUGCACUUUA
This is a messenger RNA of Paramisgurnus dabryanus, 3440 nucleotides long. The record is from RefSeq and is a predicted model, not a curated record. Lineage: Eukaryota; Metazoa; Chordata; Actinopteri; Cypriniformes; Cobitidae.